Nasonia vitripennis (jewel wasp) is the source of this 892-nucleotide messenger RNA. RefSeq lists its product as uncharacterized. NCBI's taxonomy places the organism in Eukaryota, Metazoa, Arthropoda, Insecta, Hymenoptera, Pteromalidae. The transcript is spliced from 2 exons. The record is from RefSeq and is a predicted model, not a curated record. Bases 146 to 601 code for a protein of 151 amino acids.
CACGCCAACGUGUAUCGGGUCCAUCAGCGCUUGUGCCAUAUACCGACGAGGACACAGCUACAAGUGCGUGUGCAACCUCAGUUCCCGCGACAGAGCGUUUAAACGACAAUCAAGUCAUCAAGUCGAAAUUUUGAGCGGAUUUACGAUGCUUGAAAGUAGCGGAGAGGGUGACGCUGAUUUCACGCCGUCGUCGCCUAUAGGGCCUCCGCAGGCGUGUUCGACCCCACGUGCUGAUAAAGAGAAUGACGAGUCGUGUUCGGAAGAAGAUUUUUUUUCGUCUCCAGAUGUCGAAGCUUCUAAUCGGGCUUUUAUCGGACGAUCAUAUCCGAGAGGUGAUUUGGUAUGUGUGAUUCAUCGUAAUUAUGCUGUGCCGAACGAAGCUAUGCAGUGUGCUAUCGAUGCACGAUCAGUAUCUGAAAGCAGUGACGAAUAUGAUGAACCUGCCAAUAGCACAGCUACAGCAGCAGCGGCAGCCUCUACAAACAAUGUCCCAGAGGCCGAGUGUUCUUAUCAUCAGAUUGUCGAUCGCGCCCGAAUGACGUAUCAUCGGUACGAUGAAAGAGAUGCUUUUGACAAUAGGAUAAAUGAGCAAAAGUUAUAAGAAGAGUCGAAAAUGGCACCGAUUCCAUAGAAUGGUUCAACGCGCCAAAUUUAGAGGUUUAUAUUGAUCGUAUAUACAAAGUGCGUAGAGCCCAAGAGUUGCGAUGGUUGUAUACACAGGCCGAAGACGAAUAUUCUCCUCUGUAUACGGCGCCGGACAUCGUAGAUUUACUGGACCGUGUUCAUGAAAGUUUUAAUGGGCCGCCAGAAGAAUGAAUUCAAACGAAAGCAUUUAUUACUUCGCGCAUGUGUGUUUUUAAAAAUAAAUAAAAAUAAUGGCUAUAUAAAAUAA